AUGGACAUGGCCAUUGCACGCAUCCGAACCCUUGACAAGCCGCCAACUGCCGCCUGGGACUAUACAGGAUGCAACUACGUGGGAUUCGAGGCUAUACGAAAUUAUUACGGUGAAGUUGUCGAAGACCAUAGUUCCCAGCAAUGCACAACUGCCGACCGUACUCCUGCAGUGUUUCAGCACGACCCCAGCGACGGUUAUAGAGACAGACUUGAGGAUCAGGAGGACGCCGAAUGGUUGCCAGAUGAUAACUCAUGCGCAGACAGCGAGUCUUUGGAGUACGACGCUGAUGCAGAUGUCGGACCUGAUGAUUUGUCUGAAAGCAAUGAUUGCGAUACUGCUGACAAAGAGCGUGCGAACUAUCGCAGUAUCGUACGAGAAUUUCAUCAAUCUCCAUUGAAAAUUUGUCCUACGCAUGACACCUGGGAUAGCGACGGAAGGUAUCUGUACACUCGAGACCGACGUUUUCAAUACCUGAAAGAUAGGCUGCAGGAUCAACAACAUGGCCCACCUCGAUUCCCGCUGGAGCAUAUCGCUAGCCCCACUUGUCAGAGUGUACAAGGCAUCAACGGCCAUAAGCUGAGCGUAGCGGAGAUGAAGGGCUGCCGGAACCACAGGUUCCUCCUGCCAAAACCCUCUCAUUGGGUUCCACCUGAUUGGAAGCCUGAAGCUGUCGAUAAUAUCUUCGAAAAAGACAGCCUAUUUGUGCUUUCGGGAGAAGCAAACGGCUCCUACGAGUCGAUGGCGGGCCAAUUUGUCUAUCCACCACGCUAUGGACUUGACAGAGUCCCGGUAUCAGCGAAUAGUGCCAACAAGGGCUGUUGGGAUCGUGGUUCAUGGGAACCACUCCCAGUUCAUUCUUAUUGUCUUGAUAUGUAUGCCAAAGCAUCGUAUCGCCGGCUAGGCCAUGUUGAUCUGCAUGAUAUCUGGCUCUGGCGGGAGAUGUGCAGCAAUCCGGCGAGGUUUGGGUUCGCAGAUGAGGUCAAUUCGCCCUAUCCUGGCAUUGGGAAAACAAACGAAAUUGAUCCCUUUAGCCACCAUGCCGGUAACGAAUGGAUGGUCGCAAACCCCAUGGAGAUACCGGGACUAGCGAAAGUCCUGGAGAACUGCCUCAUCAAGCAGUCGCCUUUGUUCAAAUUACCGGUUGAACUUCUCGAUAACAUUUUCGCUUUCUUGGAUGACCUGGGCGUAAGCGCAAUAGUAGCCACAUGCGGCACAUUUCGCCGUCAUGCACAACCUUUGUACCGACGCCGCGUUAUUAGGGACAUGAGCUGGUUCUGGGAAGUUCCCGAAGGCCGACCAUAUCCAGCGUCGCCAGAUUGGGCGGUAACCUGGGAACCAUGUAAUCCGCCCAGUCUUGUUCCACCUGAGUUACCCCUCGGGUUAGAAACACGCAAGGCCGAGACUGAGAUUUGGGCGCAAAUCACAGCUGAUGAUCCAAACAUGAGUGAUGUUGGUAGGACCGUUCAAUUAGUCAACUUCGUACGCAGAGAGGCAAUAGACUUCCGCAGAGGAGUCGAGGGCUGGAUCUGUUCCUUGCCUCCAAAUGGCCAUCAGCAUACAACAGAUGUGAAUUGGGUCCAUCUAUGGCAUUCCUUGACUCCCGAAAAGACUCCUUUAUCGGGCAUACGCAAUCGUGUGCGCAUUUGGAGGCAAUGCGAACGGAUAGCAAGCUUUAUCUGCCGAUUGAGAGAUUCGACACAAUGGCGCGAAAGCAAGGAGCUCGACCGUGAGAUAAUGGAAGAAGAAGAUAACUCGUAG
Messenger RNA from Bipolaris maydis ATCC 48331, 1758 nucleotides. RefSeq lists its product as uncharacterized. The record is from RefSeq and is a predicted model, not a curated record. Gene Ontology annotation, molecular function: protein binding. NCBI's taxonomy places the organism in Eukaryota, Fungi, Ascomycota, Dothideomycetes, Pleosporales, Pleosporaceae.